Molecule: messenger RNA, 2079 nt
Organism: Anguilla rostrata (American eel)
Lineage: Eukaryota; Metazoa; Chordata; Actinopteri; Anguilliformes; Anguillidae
Product: macrophage mannose receptor 1-like
Exons: 4
Coding region: 145-1260 (371 amino acids)
Source: RefSeq, a predicted model, not a curated record
CGGAUGGGACAGUGUGUUUAGGCUUCUCAUCCCUAACCUCACGCAGCCCGAGUCUUCACGUCCUUAAGGGAGAAGAUUUUCUCACUCUAAUCACUGGACAGGAAGAACAACUCCCCACCUGCCACCAUUCUGCCCGCCGUUGCCAUGGUGAUGCCCUUCUUCCUCCUCGUGCUCAGUGCAGCUCUCUGCACAUCGGCCUUCCCCAGUCACUACAGAUGCACGUUCUUCACAAAAAAUAAAUAUAUGACCUGGACUGCGGCUCAGGCCUACUGCCGGGAGAAUCACGCGGACCUGGCUACUGUGUACAGCCAGGAGGAAGCAGAAAGGAUUUUAAACAUUGAAACAGGCGAUCCCUCUGUGUGGAUUGGCCUGAGGCGCAGUAACAGCAGUGUGAAAUGGUCUAAUGGAGUCCGUGUUAAUUACACUAAAAAUAAAGCUGAUGAUGGACGGAAGGAACCCUUCUGCACCACCAUGAAGGCAGAUGGAGAUUGGGAGAAUGUGAACUGCACCCUGGAGAGACCUUUCAUGUGCUACAACAAAGGAGAUGGUGAUCACCCCCUGAGUUACACCCUCAUAAAGCAGAAACGCUCCUGGUGUGAAGCUCAGAGGUUCUGCAGACUGCACCACACUGACCUGGUCAGCAUCAGCAGCAGCACCCAAAAUGAUGCAGUAAAGGAGGAAGGAAGGAGUAGCAACCCCUUCUGGAUCGGCCUGAUACACACGGACUGGGAGUGGUCUGACGGAGCGUGCUCCACCUUCAGAAACUGGAGGACGGGCAAUCCUGGGGAAGUAAAGGACUGUGUGAAAGCAAGCACAGGCCAAAAUUACCAUACGUGGGUGGCAUCUGACUGUACAAGUGAAUUCCAAGCUCUCUGUUACAAAGACGAGAUCCACGUGAUUAAGAGCACUAAGACCUGGGAGAGCGCUCUGGACUACUGCAAUCAGAACUACGAGGGAUUCCUGCGCAUCGAGUCCCCGCAGGACCAGCGCCGGCUGGAGGAGGAGCUUCACAAAAGCAACCUAUCAGGGCCCGUGUGGCUGGGCCUCAGGCAGAGCCGUCUCUUUGGCUUCUGGAUCUGGGCCAAUGGGAUGAAUGUGGGGUGGAGCAACUGGGAGGGGGGCAGCCAACCAGAGCAGCCGCUGUCCCACAUCUGUGGCGCCAUAGCAACAAGUGGACCCGGGAAGUUCAAGUGGAGCGACCAGAACUGCCUCUCUAAAAGUUACUUCCUGUGCGAGGGAAGAAACGUUACGGGUCUGUGACCACCUCUAUCUCGACCACUAUUUCCACCUCUAUCUCUACCACUAUUUCCACCUCUAUCUCUGACGUGAUAGAAAACAAGCUUGCUUACUGUGUUUAACUAUGUGAAAUUCAUCUUUAUGUGUUUAUAACAAAACUAUGUAUGUAACUUAAUGUGCAAAAUGGAAAGGUACUGGGAAGGAAUGACCUUUGAGGAGGAAGACAUGUGGAUGAGCUGAGGGAGUCAGAUGGAUAACGAUCUGGGCUUCAACUGCAAUCAUUUUGGGCACAAAGGGGACACAAGAAGCUCACAAAUAUGUAAACAUGACUUCAGGGAUACUUUGUAAAUGGAGAAAAAUUCACAGUUAGGGUUAGGGUUAGUCCAUUUGCCAUAAGCAUAUAAUCAGAAGGGAGUCUGCUUGAACGGUUUCUUCUAUUUGGCCAAAUUAAAACUGUGUUGCUGAAUUACUCUGUGACCUGACUAAAUGGUUUGUCUCCAUUGAAGGAAAAAUCCAUGACACUAUCUCUACCACUAUUCUCCUGUGUUUAAACAAGUCUUAUUGCUGCUUCCCUGAGGUUGGCAGUGGUUUUAUACUCAUUUUCAAACCUGCGUUAAAUGUAAAAUCAGGAUGACAAAUUUCAAAUAAUUAGUCAUUUAAACACCACAGCUAAAUUCCUACACCGCAAUAUUGCAAUAAAACUUAUAAUAAAAAAUUAAAGUUCCAUUUUUGGAUUUGUUUCCUGACAUAUUUACUGUGUUUCUUUUUUGUAAAAUGUUUUCCACAGAUCUGAACCAUACCAUUUAAAACACACCCCACUGCACUUGGACCGUACCAUUUAAA